This is a messenger RNA of Rhodotorula graminis WP1, 2355 nucleotides long. RefSeq lists its product as uncharacterized. Gene Ontology annotation, cellular component: mitochondrial outer membrane. Bases 77 to 2320 code for a protein of 747 amino acids. Lineage: Eukaryota; Fungi; Basidiomycota; Microbotryomycetes; Sporidiobolales; Sporidiobolaceae. Gene Ontology annotation, biological process: small GTPase-mediated signal transduction; regulation of mitochondrion organization; mitochondrion organization. The transcript has 13 exons. The record is from RefSeq and is a predicted model, not a curated record. Gene Ontology annotation, molecular function: GTPase activity; calcium ion binding; GTP binding.
CACCGCUCUCGCUCGAGCUGCGUACCUGCUGCGCUCACAAGCACCUGCUGCACUCUAGCUCGACCCACCGCCACUCAUGCGCGACGUGCGAGUCGUCCUCGUCGGCGACGAGGGCGCCGGCAAGAGCUCCAUCAUCUCGGCCCUCAUCAAAGAAGCAUUUGUCCGCCUCGCACCUCGAACUGUGCUCCCCGAGGUCACGAUCCCGCCGUCGGUCACCCCGGGCCACGACGUGACCACCGUCAUCGUUGACACUUCGCCUCGACCAGAAGACCGCAACCACCUCGUCAACGAGAUCCGCAAGGCACACGUCGUUGGCAUCGUCUAUGCUGUCGACAACCCCAACUCGUUCGACCGCGUGCCCACCUACUGGCUGCCCACCAUUCGGUCUCUCGGCGUCAACGUGCCCGUCGUCCUCAUCGGCAACAAGAUCGACUUGCGAGAGGGCCAGGUGACGAACCAGGCGCUCGAGGACGAGAUCGUGCCCAUCAUGCAGGAGUACAAGGAGGUCGAGACCUGCGUCGAGUGCUCGGCCCUUCUCCCCCUCAACGUGUCCGAGGUCUUCUUCUUCGCCCAGAACGCCGUCCUGCAUCCGACUGCACCCCUGUACGACACGCGGCAACACGUCCUCAAGCCGGCGUGCGUCGCCGCCCUGUCGCGCGUCUUCCGCCUCGUCGACGCCGACAAGGACGGCCUGCUGUCGCCCGACGAGCUCAACGACUUCCAGCGCCUCGUGUUCGACGCGCCGCUCCAGGCAAGAGAGCUCGAGGGCGUCAAGGAGGUCGUCGAGCAGAUGACGGACGGCAGCGGCGUCGAGGGUGGCGGGCUCAACGAGGAGGGCUGGCUCGCGCUCCACACGUACUUUGUCCAGAAGGGCCGCCUCGAGACGACGUGGAAGGCGCUGCGGUGCUUCGGGUACGGCGAGGACCUCAUGCUCCGCGACGAGUUCCUGUUCCCGAGGUUCGACGUCCCGAGUGACUGCACGGCCGAGCUGAGCCCGAGGGGCUACCAGUUUUUCACCGACAUCUUCGAGUCGUUCGACCAGGACCGCGACGGCGCGCUCUCGCCGACAGAGCUCGACAACCUGUUCUCGACCGCGCCGGGCAACCCGUGGCUCGCCGGCAGCUUCCCCGAGACGACGCUCACGACGCCCGAGGGCGCAGUGACGCUUCAAGGCUGGUUGGCGCAGUGGUCGAUGACGACCCUCCUCGAGCCUCGCGUCACCCUGUCGUACCUCGCCUACCUCGGCUACCCGCACUCUUCUGUGUCCGAGUCGACCCUCUCGCACCCUUCCACGCCCGCCGCUUCGACCUCGACUCGCCGGAACCCGUUCGCCUCGACGUCGACGUCGACCGACACCGGCGGCGGGCCGUCGUACCAGCUUCUGCCGACAACGAGCGCGCUCCAGGUCACCAAGCCUCGGCGACCGUCACGCCGCAAGGGCACGCCGGUCGAGCGCAGCGUGUUCCUCGCGUACGUCCUCGGCGCGUCUGGCUCGGGCAAGACGGCGCUCCUGCGCGCGUUCGUCGGCAAGGGCUUUGCGGGUGGCGCGCGAGCAGGGCACGAUCCAUGGGCGGCGCAGGGCAGGGCAGGAAAGGCGGCGACGUGGCCCAAGGGCUCGAGCGCGACGGGCCCCGGAGGAGCAGGGUCGCAGGGUGCGUUGGCGGCGGCCGAGGCGGCCGCGGCGGGCCGGGGCAAGGGCAAGAGCGUCGUCAACUGUGUCGAAGAGGGCGGUGGGGAGCGGUACCUCGUCCUGCAAGAGUUCGGCUCGACGUACGAGUCCGAGGUGCUGCGCAACAAGAAGAAGCUCGAGCUCGCCGACGUCCUCGUGUUCGUCUACGACUCGAGCGACACCAACUCGUUCAGCUACGUGUCCAACCUGCGGCAGCAGUACAAGCUCGACGACAUCCCGACCCUGUUCGUCGCGACCAAGAGCGACCUCGACCUGGCGCAGCAGCGGCACGAGGUCCAGCCCGACACGUACUGCCGCAAGCUGUCGCUGCGAGUACCGCUCGCCGUCUCGGUCAGGCGAGGCGAGCUCGCCGACCUGUACCACACGAUCGUGCGCAUCGCGCAGCACCCACUCUCGGCGCUCCCUUACGGGCCCGAUCGGUCGUCGGCGUCGUCCUUGCUCGGAUUCCCGGUCACGCGCACGCAGUUCUACGUGUGUGCGUCGGCGGGAUUGACGGCGACGCUCGCAGUGGGCGCCGUGUGGUGGUUGCGGGCCGCGGCGAGGCUGCACUCGGCGACGAGCGGAGGAAGCGCAGGGGGAGGUGGAGGAGGGCACGGUAUUCUCGGGUGGCUCGGGAUUGGGCGAGCAUGAGCGCGCGAGACUGGAUUGCACGUCGUGCCUGCGUC